AUGGUUGACGUGGAGGGCAGCAGCAGGGGAUCUGCUCCGAAUCUGCCCAUUGGCGUCAUAGAAGGAACUUCCACCGCCGUUCCAACAGGGCAACCGGCGACUCCACUUGUUUUGUCCCCAUCUUUUGCUGCUGAUUUGCCUGUCUCGGGUGAUGACUUGGGUGAUGGGCGUAGCUUCGGCCAGCUUGCAGCUGCGAUGGGAUCUGAACAUGUAGUGGACGGUGCACCCGCAUUCAUGGAGCCAUCAAUUAUUGGUGAUGAGAGCGACGAUGAAGAGGACACCGCAGUUGCCGUGGGAGCUCAAACCCAUAGUAGCAGUGGUACACAGCAGUACCCUCAACACUUUACCACAUUGGACCUUGAAGCAAUGAACCAGGCCGCAAAUGUAGAUCAGCAUCACCCGGUGAUUCACGGAGAAAGGCCUAGCGUGAUUGGCACGGACGAGUUUGAGGUCGGGCAACGGUUUGAAACAAAAGAGGAAGCUGUACUGACAAUCAAGAGUUAUAAUAUUCGGCGGGGUGUAGAGUAUAAAGUGUUUGAGUCCGACCAGUUGAAGUAUCAUGGGAAGUGUGUCCAGUUCGGGAAUGGUUGUAAUUGGCUGAUCCGUGUCACUAUGAGACAGAGGAAAGGCUACUGGAAAGUUAGAAAGUACAAUGAACCACACACGUGUCUAGCAACGGAGAUAUCAAUGGAUCACAGGCAGCUAGAUUACCAUGUCAUAUGUGCCUCGAUUUUAUCGUUGGUGAUGGCUGAUGCAUCAGUCUCAGUUAAGGUGUUACAGAAUGCGGUGUCUUCGAAGUUUGGGUUCAAGCCCAGCUACAGGAAGGUUUGGAUAGGCAAGCAGAAGGCAAUUGCUCAGAUAUAUGGAGAUUGGGAGGAGUCUUACAACCACAUACCACGGUGGAUCAUCGGGGUUGAGUUGUAUAUGCCGGGUACUAUUGCGCUUUUGCGUACUUCGCUAGUGAGGAUAGGUAAGACCGUAGAUGCGUCAACGGUUUUCUUUCAUCGACUAUUUUGGACGUUUCCUCCAUGCAUUGAGGCAUUUAAGUAUUGCAAGUCACUGAUAUCCAUUGAUGGGACCCAUUUGUAUGGGAAGUAUGGCGGCACUCUGCUAAUGGCUAUUGCCCAAGAUGGAAACUCGAACAUUCUCCCAGUGGCUUUCGGGUUAGUCGAAGGCGAAAACACGGAUUCGUGGAAGUUUUUCCUCACUAAUCUCUGCCAGCAUGUCACCCCUAAACCCGGCAUUUUAGUCAUAUCUGAUCGGCACAAUGCCAUCAAGGCUGCCUUACUUGCAGAGGACGGUGGAUGGCUCCCACCGUCGGUAUACCGGGCAUUUUGCGUGCGACACAUCGCGGCUAACUUCGCACUAUCAUACAAGUCUAAGGAAGCCCGGAGGAUUCUCGUGAAUGCCGUAUACGCAAAGACUGAGGAGGAUCAUCGGUAUUACAUGGACAUUUUGCGGAAGGAAGAUCCUGCAAUGGUUGAAUGGUGCGACAGGAUUGGGUUGGAGUUGUGGACCCAAUAUCGGGAUGGUGGUCGUCGAUAUGGUCAUAUGACGACUAACAUCUUUGAGUGUAUCAACGCCGUGUUUAAAGGCACACGCAACCUCCCGGCGGGUUCGUUAGUUAAGUCAACAUAUGGGCGUUUGGCCGAGCUCCUUGUGCGGAAGGGAAAGGAGGCCGAGUCUCAGGUCGGAGCAAAGCAAGAAUUUUGUCAGACCCUUAUGAAGGCGAUCGAGAGGAAUUUACAAGCCUCUAGAAAUAUGUGGGUGGAUCUGUAUGAUAGGGGAAACUCUGAGUUUGUCGUUGAGGAACUUGCGCCGACCGCGGGAAGGAUUGCAAUGAGUGUGUGUCGGGUGUCUCUAUCCUCCUGCACAUGCGACUGUGGAUACUUUCAAACCCUCCACUACCCGUGUCGUCAUGUGCUUGCAGAUGAUCUCUUACCCAUAUACGAGGGACCUCGUGUUAUCCCCGAUCCUGGCAUGAUGCAGGCUGCAGUUGGAAGACCUCGGAGCACUAGGAUAAGGAAUAGUAUGGAUGAGGCGGAUCCGGAUAGACCCAAGAGAUGCGGACUGUGUAGGACCCCAGGUCAUACCAGAAGAAACUGUCCACAGCGCCCAGGAGCUUCUGGAUCACACGAAGGUAGCAAUGCAUAG
Molecule: messenger RNA, 2154 nt
Organism: Arachis ipaensis
Lineage: Eukaryota; Viridiplantae; Streptophyta; Magnoliopsida; Fabales; Fabaceae
Molecular function (GO): zinc ion binding
Source: RefSeq, a predicted model, not a curated record